ACCUCUCUACCACAGUCACCACCACCACAGUCACCGCCACCUCUACCACCGCCACCACCACCACCGCCGCCACCGCCAUGUCCGACGGCCCGCCCCGCGGCCUGCAGCUGGGCCUGGUGAGCAGCGCUGGUGGCUACCUCACGGCCGAGACGUUCGGCUUCAAGGUCACCGCCUCUGGCUCGUCCCUCAAGAAGAAGCAGACUUGGACGCUCGAGACGCUGCCUGGCACCACCACCACCACCACCACCGGCACCGGCACCGGUGGCACCGGCACCGGCACCGGUGAAUCGCCGGACGGCGGCGCCGUGAGCCUCCGCUCGCACCUGGGCCGCCUGCUGGGGGCGGAUCGCGACGGGGCCGUGAGCGGCCAGGCCGAGGCCCCAGGCACGGCCACGGCCUGGGGCCUGCAGGCCAGGCCGGAUGGACGCUGGGCCCUGCGGCACGCCCAGCACGGCCGCUACCUGGGAGGGUCAGCCGAUCGUGUGAGGUGUUUUGCCCAGACUGUCGGCAACACGGAGCUGUGGAGUGUCCACCUCGCCACUCACCCCCAACUCAACCUCUACAACCCGGGGAGGAAGCGCUACGCGCAGCUGAGCGGCGACUCUGUGUCUGUGUCGUGCGACGUCCCUUGGGGCGUGGGCUCGCUGCUGUCGCUGGCGUUCGGCGAGGAUGGCCGCUACGAGCUGCGUGCCAGCGACGGGCGCUCGCUGCGGGCGGACGGGGCCCUGGGCCCCCCUCGCGGGGACACGGCCUCCUUCACGCUCGAGGUCCACGCGGGGAGCGUGGCCUUCAAGGACACAGAAGGACGCUAUUUGUGCCCUUCGGGGCCCUCCGGGAUCCUGAAAUCCGUCCGUGCGGCGUCUGCCUCUGCCCUGUCGCGCCCGGCCAAGGACGAGCUGUUUGUGCUGGAGGAGUCACGUGCACAAAUCACCCUGAGGAGCACCUCUAGCGGGAGAGCCGUGUCAGCCAGGCAGGGACUGGACAUCUCUGCUAACCAGGAGGACGAGGGGGAGACGGAGACGUUCCAGAUGGAGGCUGUUCCAGACGGCUGGUCUCUGCGCUGUUUCGGAGGCUCCUAUUGGGCCGUGAGCGGGGCCAGCGGUGGGCUCCAAGCCUCCGCCUCGUCGCAGAGCAGUGCGGCUGUGUUUGAGGUGUUGUGGCGAGGCCGCUCUGUCGCCCUCCAAGUCCGUGGGGGGAAGUUCGUCACGGCCAAGAAGAACGGGCAGCUACAGGCCACGGCCGACACAGCCGGCGAGGCGGAGGAGUUUUCGCUCCGAGUGGUGAACCGCCCUCUGCUGGUGCUUCGUGGGCCCCACGGCUUUGUGGCUGUGAGGCGUGGCAGCGGGGUGCUUGACGCCAACAGAGCUACCUACGAGUCCUUCACGCUCAGCGCCGGCCCGCUCAGCGGGACAUACCACCUGCACGGUGAAGAUGGUCGUGCGUGGGUGUUGUGUACCGACGGCUCCGUCUCCGUGAGCGACGUCGCUGACCCCACCGCCUUCUGCCUCGAACUUCACCCUCGCAACCACGUGGCCAUACGGGUGGAGAGCUCUGGUUGCUACGUGAGAGGGGACCAUGCCUCAUCGCUCCGGGCCGACUCCCAGUCUGUAGACUCGGACAGCCUCUGGGAAUUCUAGUUGCUCGCUCAGUCACUCACUUAGUCACUCGCUCAGUCACUCAGCCAGUCACUCGCUCAGUCACUCAGUCACUCGCUUAGUCACUCACUUAGUCACUAGCUUAGUCACUCAGUCACUCGCUCAGUCG
Molecule: messenger RNA, 1764 nt
Organism: Petromyzon marinus (sea lamprey)
Lineage: Eukaryota; Metazoa; Chordata; Hyperoartia; Petromyzontiformes; Petromyzontidae
Source: RefSeq, a predicted model, not a curated record